This is a messenger RNA of Aplosporella prunicola CBS 121167, 929 nucleotides long. RefSeq lists its product as uncharacterized. The transcript is spliced from 3 exons. The coding region runs from base 1 to 783 and encodes 260 amino acids. NCBI's taxonomy places the organism in Eukaryota, Fungi, Ascomycota, Dothideomycetes, Botryosphaeriales, Aplosporellaceae. The record is from RefSeq and is a predicted model, not a curated record.
AUGUACUCCUACACCGCCGCCACCCUCGCCUUCGCGUCGCUAGCCCUACGCGCCAGCACCGUCGCCGCCGCCGACGACUUCUCCGACUGGGCCUUCGGCAACAUGUUCGCGAUCGGGCCGGCGUCAAACGGCGCCACCAUCGCCAAGGCGACGUACAGCCUGGUGCCGCCGCCGGUGCCGUGCGGCGGCGGCGAGGGCGACGGCAACUCGUUCAUGAGCAUCUGGGUCGGCGUCUCCACCUCGACGUCCGAUAACGAUACCCCGCUCGUGCAGCCCCUGCUCAACUGGUCCCCGAACCAGGAGUCUCAGGGCUGCCCUGCGAGUGUUGAGGAGUGGUGCGUUGCGGCUAGCACGUUCUACCCCUCGGGCCAGGUCCAGCAGGACUACGUCACGAUCCCCAAGAAGGGCACGGUCGACUUUGAGAUCGACGCCGAGUCCACGGAAAAGAUCAUCUCCAAGGUCUGGGUCAACGGCGAGAAGGUCUCGGAGCAAACCGACACAUCACUAACACCCACCGCAGAGGCCCCGCUCCCGACCUACUUCUUCUCGAGCAACGAGUGCUACCAGAACGUGUGCGGCAGCCUUAACAGCCACGAGUGGACCGACAUCGUCAUCACGCUCACGGAGGCGGAUAAGAGCUUUGGCGACACGCUCGAGCUUACCGGCGCGACGUCCGAUGGCCUUACCACGUCUGAUGGCGGCAAGACAUGGACGGCGAAGAGCAUCAAGAUUAAUGGCGAUGUGUUCCCCCAUGGGGGGAAGGAGCAGACUUGUAAGGCUUAGGUGGUGGAUGGAGUUGUGGGGUAUGUGAAAGGGGUGAUGAAGUGGCUGUGGAUGUAGAGAUAGGUGAGCGAAUUUUUGCCUGUCUGGGUGUGAUUCUGUUUUGGCUUAGUGCGUGCGUGAAUGCGUGAGCAAUCCGCGUGGUGGGG